ACAGUCACUACCAACCUCAAGAAAGAAAAAACAGAAAAACACAGCCCGAGUCAAAACGAUACACGGCUCUGUUUGCCCCAACUCUUCCAGAAUUUUCCUCUCCCCGAUUUUUAUUUUUCUCCCUCAAUUUCCAGCAUUAUUGAAAAUUAAAUUUUUUUUUCCAGAAUUAGAGGAAUGAGCGAUGCUGGUGAAUGGUGACGCAAAAAAUAAGGAAAUUCCAAAAAUAAAAAAUGAAAAAUCAGGGGAUGGUCAUCGGUCAUGAAGCAUGACGACGAUCAUGUUAUCGUCGUAUAUGUAUGACCAGGUAGUGACAGCGUUAUGGUGCAGAUGCUGACGUAGCAUCCAAGACCGAAAAUUGAGGGAUGUUUGUUUUUUUAGUUCGCGCGUGUCAGCGAGUGUAAGAGUUAUAAAUAGCCCAUGGCAACGGCUUCUCUGGUUCAAGCAGGAUGUGGUUUUUCUCCGAGAUUCAGUAGUAAUAGUAAUAAUUUUAGUUUCAGAACCGGUUCCUUUGGACCGUUGGGCUCCUCCACUUCUUCCUCUUGCUGCUCCUGUUCUUCUCACAAUUUGAAUUUCUCUUCCGGAACAAAUAGUAAUUGGAAACAUCAAGGCCUUAUAGCUCAAUUUAUGAGUACCACUACUCAAGGAAACUUUGCGUCAUCCAAGAGCAUUGCAGACGGGAAAAAUGAGCCUGAUCACCUUCUUGUUCUUGUUCAUGGAAUCCUAGCUAGCCCUAGUGAUUGGACAUAUGUAGAGGCAGAGUUGAAAAGGCGGCUUGGAAGAAACUUUCUGAUAUAUGCAAGUUCAUGUAACACCUAUACUAAAACCUUUACUGGGAUUGAUGGAGCUGGGAUUCGAUUAGCAGAUGAAGUCCUGCAAGUUGUAAAGAAGACUGAGAGCCUGAAAAAGGUUUCGUUUUUAGCCCAUUCUCUUGGGGGCUUGUUUGCAAGAUAUGCAAUAGCUGUUCUUUACUCACAAAAUGACUCAAGGGGUACCCAAUCUAAUACUGUAACUAAUUCUUUGGAUGGAAAUUCUCAAAAAUCAUCCCCUUCAAGACAAGGUAUGAUUGCUGGACUGGAGCCAGUCAGUUUUAUUACCUUGGCAACUCCACAUCUUGGGGUGAGAGGGAGAAAGCAGCUUCCAUUUCUAUUAGGAGUUCCUAUUUUGGAGAAACUUGCCCCACCAAUUGCUCCAUUUUUUGUUGGUCGAACUGGUAAGCAACUAUUUCUCACUGAUGGCAAACCCAGCAGACCACCACUGCUUUUGAGGAUGGCAUCUGAUUGUGAAGAUAGAAAAUUUCUAUCUGCCCUUGGUGCAUUUAGGUGUCGAAUUGCCUAUGCAAAUGUAUCUUAUGAUUAUAUGGUUGGUUGGCGUACAUCCUCUAUCAGGAGGGAGAAAGAACUUGUCAAGCCCCCACUACAAUCUUUGGAUGGUUACAAACAUGUUGUCGAUGUGGACUACUGUCCACCAGUUUCUUCUGACGGCCCUAAUUUUCCUCCGGAAGCUGUCAAAGCAAAGGAGGCAGCACAGAAUGCACCCAGCAUAAAAAAUACCGUGGAAUAUCAUGAACUCAUGGAAGACAAUUACACCCCUUUCAUUUUGUUAACAGAGGAAAUGAUUCAAGGUUUACAGAAAUUGGGAUGGAAAAAAGUUGAUGUCAGUUUUCAUUCUGCACUUUGGCCCUUUUUUGCCCACAAUAACAUCCACGUGAAAAACGAAUGGUUUCAUAAUGCUGGCGCUGGAGUGGUUGCUCACGUUGCAGACAGCAUUAAGCAACAAGAAUCCUCUUCAUUUAUUUCUGCUAGCUUGUAGCCACGAAUUUUAUGCAAAUGCACUGUGCAAGUGUGCCUGAAGCUUAUUGUAAAAGAUAAACUACAAGAUGAGAUGAAGAAAAUGAAUCAUCUCUCAUCACUUAUUGAUUAAAUCCCAUUUCCUUACCAAAAUAAAAUGGGGUAUGAUUUAAUUUAGCUUGAUCAAAGACACCAAUUGGGACCGUAUAGCAAAGGCAGGA
Molecule: messenger RNA, 2008 nt
Organism: Durio zibethinus
Lineage: Eukaryota; Viridiplantae; Streptophyta; Magnoliopsida; Malvales; Malvaceae
Source: RefSeq, a predicted model, not a curated record